AAAAAAAUUAAAAAUCUUUUAAAAAUUUUUUAAUUAAAAUCAAAAUAGAAGGAUAUUAAUUAUUUGUAAACUAGAAGAAUAACAAUUAGAAACAUGAGCCUUAAGAUAUAUAGAUAUGAAGUUGAUGAAGUUGGAAAAUACAUAAAAAACUCUAAGUUAAAGUAUUUAUGGGAUUUCGAAAUAAACGGGAGAAGGCAUUUAGUCAUAUUAGAGUACUCAAAUUUUUCUUCAAAAAGAAGAAUAAUGGUUGAUGGCUUUUUGAAAUACGAAGAUGAUAAUGCAAAUUCAUCAAUAUUUUAGCAUUAGUUCUUUUUAGAAUAAAAUGAUUGCAACAUCAUACAACAAGGAAAUACAUAUGAAUUUAGAAUAAACAACAAAGUUUUUUCUCAUGAAUACAACACAUAGAAGUAGAAAAGUUAGUUUAAGUGGGAUAACAAAGAUGAAUUUGAAGAGUUUAGAAUAGAUAAUGUCGAUAAGAAUGAAUUCCAAAAUAACUAACUUCAACAACAAAAAGUUAAAAUGAAUUUGAAUUUGGGAAAGUCCAGCGGCAAUAAUAACAGCAACUUGAACACUAAAAAUACAAGUAAUAACAGUAGUGCAAAUAAUGAUUUUAGCAAAUUCUCCUUUAGCGAUUUCGGAAAUAAAUCAACAAACAAUAGCAAUAACAAUAGUAAUAACAAUAACAACAAUUCUUUUGGAGCAUUUGGAACUUUACCUCAAAAAAAUACAAGCAAUUCAAAUAUCAAUUUUGAUGAGGGCUUUAGCAAUUUUGGAGGAUCUUAAAAGAAAAUUAAUGCUACAAAUUAAAAUGAUUAAAAAGGCUUUGAUUUCUAUUCAAAUUAGUCAAAUUAAAAUGAAAAAAAUUCUUAAAAUAAUUAGAAUAGCUCAAAUGAAUUUAACUUUUUCCCUUCUCAAACAAACAUCACUUCAGCUUCUUAAAAAAAAAUAGAAAUCUCUCCUCCUAAAUCAUAAGGUUAGAUUUAAUAGCCUUCCUCUACUUAGGUUUAAACUUAAUAAGCUAAAUAAUUAAAUUUACUUGACAUGGAUGAUGAUGAACCAACUACCAAUUCUACUAAUGUAACAAACUAAGUAGAAUAAAAAACUAACUUUGACUUCUUUGCUUAGCCUUAAAAUUAAAAUAUAUCCUAACCAUAGACUUCAAUGCUCCCUUAGAAUUAAACAAGCAACUUAUAUUAAUAAAAUAUCUAGCAGCAAUAACCUUAGUAAUUUAAUGGAUUUAACAAUAAUUUCUAAUAAUAGCCUCAAUAACAAAUUAAUACUUAAAACUAACAAUACUAAUAGUAAGGAUUUUACAAUAAUUAAUUUGGAUAAAACUAUUAGCAAUAAUAGGCAGCUUACUCUUAAUAAGCAUAGCAAUUUUAAUAAUUUAACUAAUUUUAAUAGAAUUUCACUGCAACUCAACCCGCAUAACAAUAAUUCUAGUAGCCAAAUGUAGCACAAUCUAACUAAUUUACAUAAAAUAGUAAUAAACAAGCUAAUGCUAUUGAUUUACUGGAUUUCUGA
Molecule: messenger RNA, 1524 nt
Organism: Tetrahymena thermophila SB210
Lineage: Eukaryota; Ciliophora; Oligohymenophorea; Hymenostomatida; Tetrahymenidae
Exons: 9
Biological process (GO): negative regulation of apoptotic process
Source: RefSeq, a predicted model, not a curated record